This is a messenger RNA of Aphis gossypii (cotton aphid), 4179 nucleotides long. Its product is annotated as pH-sensitive chloride channel 2-like. The record is from RefSeq and is a predicted model, not a curated record. Lineage: Eukaryota; Metazoa; Arthropoda; Insecta; Hemiptera; Aphididae. Bases 2400 to 3854 code for a protein of 484 amino acids. Gene Ontology annotation, molecular function: chloride channel activity; neurotransmitter receptor activity; transmembrane signaling receptor activity. Gene Ontology annotation, biological process: chemical synaptic transmission; signal transduction; regulation of membrane potential. Gene Ontology annotation, cellular component: neuron projection; membrane; synapse. The transcript is spliced from 9 exons.
UUCAAUUUGAGGUUGUAAUUGUUUUUUUUUUUCUUAACUUGGUAACAUUUUAGACAUGUAUAACAUUUACCUAAGACUGAACGAGACUGUUAAUUUGUUUUUUUUUUUUUUAGUUUUACGUUAUAAUUUGUAUUCAAAAUUUCAAUAUUCUCGUUAUGGUCAUACAUUCUACAUACAAAUUUAAAUAAUAUUAAUCCUCUAGUACAAAAAAUUAAUUAUUAUUAAUAUUCUGUGUAACUAAUUUUUUUUUAUUAUUAUUAUUACCUUGUUCAACCUUGACAAAUUUUUGUAUGUUCAUAUAAUUUAGCGAUAAAAGAAAUGAAUAAUUAAAAACAACAAUUAUACAUAGUAUAAGCUUUUUGAUUUAUUUUUACAUACUUCCAUGCAAAUAGAGAAAAGACUAUUACUUUUUAGUUUGUGACAUCAAAUUUAAUAAUUUCUAUCAAAAGAUACUGUCUGACAUAUAUAAUGUAUCAUGGACGUAGUCAAAGAACUGAUCCAAUUUUGGGCAGCAAGGUUUUAUGGCCAUCAAAUCAUUAUAAAAACAGUUUUCGACGUCUUCGGGUGACAAUAAGGACAAUCCAAAAAAUAGUUUCAGAAGUUGCCCGAUUUCUGAAGUAUUAUCUUUAAAUUCAUUGGAGAGACCAAACUGUUGAAUUUUUCUCCACCAUGACUGACAUAAAUGGAAUCUGCAACCUCUAACUGUAACUUGCUGUAGCUGUGAAGUAAUGGCACUAUGGAUAGCUGUUUCAAAAUCAACGAAAACCGUGCCAACUGUUAGAUAGUUUGAGACCUUAUUUAAUGCAUUAUGCAAGUAUGUAAGUUUCCGUAGUCUUGUUCGAAAGUAGGUUAAAUACGACAGGAACAUAAUUAUUUUGCACCUUGAUAAAAAUAGAAAAUAAUUGGUAAAAUUGCUUAGGACAACUUUUGAAUGUUCCAUCGACAAAUAAUGUAGUGGCUUUCUUGAGUUGUUCCAAGUUCUGCGUUCAUGUAAAUGUAAUUAAUAAUAUAUUGUUGACAGAAUCGUUGUCAUAAAUAAAGUUUUCUCCGAGAUUAGUUAUUAACGAAUAUUCACUGACACUUUUAUGCAGUUCUUCAAGAUUAGAAGGUAACUUGGGAAUUGUUCUUAAUUUAGCAAAAUUCAAAUUUUUACGGAUUCUGUUAAUAUCAUUUUGAAGUAGUGAGUCACUAUGAUUGUUUAAAGCUAUCUCCUUGCGUAUAAUUUUAGAUGGUCGCUCUGUAAUAAGUUAAUCACAUUUUUUUUUUAAUGAAUUUGUCAAUUGUUGUCGCACAAGUGUUGUACCAUCGUCUUCUUUUUCGUGGUUACCUAUGUGGCUAUGUGUUAAUACUUCUUUACAUAAACAAUCUCCAUUCAACUUAACGUAUGCUUUACAUUUUCGUUUUGUACAUAUCCACCUCUGUAUGUUAUCUGCUAGGUUCUAUUGGAAUCCAAACUUGUAAUUGUCAAUAAUCAACAACUUAGUUCCCUUUUCACUAAACAUAAACUCCAUAAUUACGAAAAAAUAAAAUAUGAAGUACAAAUAACAAAUUUAUACGAUGUGUUCGAGACUUAUACGAUUUGAAAGUGUACAGUGCUCACUGCUCACUAACAUUAUUGUCAUUCGCACAUAGGAUAAUAUAGUGAAGAUAGGUAUACCAUACAGCGAUAAAAUUACAUAUUAUAUCCUCAAUCGUUAUUUUAAUUGAUCAUUUAAUUAUCAAUAUAAUAUCAUCGAUAAUUUGCUAAACUGCCAAUAUAUAAAUAUUUAAGAUAUUGCCAUGAAGGCACAUUUAUAUUUUAUACUACCUAUCUAAUUUAUAUUUUGUACCAAUUUUUAGAAAUUAAAAAUUACCUGUACGCAAACGGAAACCAAUUCAGCUCAACUUAAUAAAAUACCUUUUUCAAACGGGAACCGAUUCGGUUACUCCCAAAAUAAUAAAUCGGAAGUUUUAAUUAUUUAAGCAUACCUAUACCUAUAUUGAUACGUCACAAAUUUACCAAUUUUUUGCCAAAAAGUAAUAUAAUUACAAGUAUUAUGACGCGCGCAGGUAUAGUUUUACUCGUAUUAUUAUUAUAUUAUAUAUAUAUAUAUAUAUAUAAGGUAGGUACCUAUACACCUACCUUCGUACAGCUACGCGUAGUAUUGUUACAACUUACAACCAAGUUGAGCGCGUGAUAUUUUGUUUUUCCCCUCUCGUCAUCCGCGACUCGUGAACUGGUCCAAACACCUGACACUAUAAUAUAUAAUGUGUAUUUACUAUUAACGGCGGCCAUAAAAUAAUAAUAAUAAUAAUAGUAAUAGUAAAAAAAAAGCCGAAUUCAAAAUGAAAAUUAGGCAUAUGCACACCACAACGACGUGUAUAUACAACACUACGGCGUGUUUGCAUUCGCGCUGAACAUGUUUUACAUAAAGUUGUACGUUUUUAUUUGUGUUUUAUUGUUUACCGUAGUGCUACCGUUACUGUCUGCCAAGACAAACCAAAAUUGUGAAGUGGAGUACAAUGAUGAAGUGUCGUCAUCGGAGAAAAUACUUCGAUGGUUGACCGAUCCUUGUCGGUACGACAAAACAGUAGCCCCAGGAAAACUCGUUGCGCACAAUCCAAUCGUUGUGUCAACUAGAAUUCAUGUGUAUCACUUAACUUCUGUGUAUCCGCGUAACCUGGACUUCAAAGUGAGGAUAUUGUUACAAUUCCGGUGGAGAGAUGUCCGAUUAGCAUUUGAAAAUUUAGUACCUACGGAAUCUUCUGAAGUGGUGUGUCAAAAGGGAGUAUUAGAACGAAUAUGGAUACCAAACGUGUACAUUGCCAACGAAAAACACUCAUUGACGGUGGCCGAUAUGACCGAAGACUUGAUAGUCACCGUGUUACCUGAUGGAACUGUGAUGUUAUCGGUCAGGUUGAAGACAUCCGUAUUCUGUUGGGUGAAGCUAGGCAGAUUCCCAUUCGACCGUCAACAGUGUCACUUGAUCAUGGAAACCUGGAGGUACGACACCACACAAUUGGUGCUUAAUUGGGAAGUCGAAUCUCCAGUCACCGCGGCCCUAAAUGAUAACUCGUGGGUUCCUUACUUGACGGAAUACAAAUUGCUGAAAAUAAUACCACACAGCUCCGAACAUUAUGUCGAACCAAUUUCUCUGGACCCAACUUCUACUUACCGUUACACAUCGUUGACGUUAACGUUCCUACUAGCCAGAGAGUACGGGUUCUACAUCAUGGACUAUUACAUGCCGGGCAUAUUGUUGGUGACGAUUUCGUGGGUGUCGUUUUGGAUGGCGCCCGACGCCGCGCCCGCGCGUGUCGCUAUCGGUACAAGCACAAUGCUCACAUACUUCCAGCUGGGUAUCGACACGGGCUCCAAACUACCUAACGUGUCAUAUAUUAGAUCUAACGACUUAUGGUUUAUCGUGUGCACCGCGUUUAUAUUUCUCUCGUUGGCUGAAUUUGCAUUUGUCAACACAAUAUGGCGAUACGGAUGUCACCCCGUCAAGUUAAAAAGUAAAUCCAACAAACAAAUGUUUAAGUCAUCGAUCAAAGCGAGCAAAAUGUCUAAGUGGAUAGUCAAUAAUGAGCAACCGCAACAAACCAUUGCAGCCGGUGGUUUAUUUCUCGACGGAAUAAGGUUACAAAACAAUGGUACGACAGAAUUGAACGCAGAACUGCCUUACACGAUGGAAAUGAAAGCGAUGGGCAAGGUAAAAUUCAAGGUAUCUGAAGAAUCAGCACGUCAAUUGCAUGGCGGUUUAACAACUACGGCUCAACAGAUUUCGAUUUGGAUCGACGAAAAAAGUAGGAUUGUGUUUCCAGCAUCGUUCAUUCUGUUUAAUGCAGUGUAUUGGAGCUUAUUGUGGGUUUAACGAAAAUUUCGAUGACCUUUGGAAAUGGUUGUACGCAACUUCAACGUGAAACGAGAAUUUCGAGGGGAAAUUCGGUGGGACUAUAGGUAUACCGGUAAUCUACUAGUACCAUCCAAAAUGUUCUACGAAGGACAAAAAAAUUAAUGGUAUACUGUAUAAUACCGUACACACAUAUAGUAAGAUACUAUUGCCUUUGUUUAAAUGUAAAUAUAGCUAAAUACAAAUUCAAUCGUCGCCUAUGAACUAAAAAUUAUAAUGUACCUACCUAUUGUGUUUGUGGAUUUUUAAUGUCAUGAAUAUAUUUAUAACUUUUUUAAAUUUUUCA